AUGUCAAUUUUGGAGCGUGAAGAACCCCACUACUUCGGUGCUGGUCCUGCUUUGUUGCCAUCUGAUGUCCUCAAACAGGCCGCAUUGGACUUGAUCUCCUACGAUGGACAGAACUUGGGUAUCGGUGAGAUCUCGCACCGUUCGAAGCCCGCCAUUAAAGUCAUUGACGACACUAAAGCCAAUAUCAAGAAGCUUAUCAAUGUUCCAGACACCCAUGAAAUCUUCUUUAUGCAAGGUGGUGGUACCACUGGCUUCUCAUCUAUCGUUUACAACUUGAUGGCUCAUUACGCGAAGAAGAACAACCUCAAGAAAGGCAAGGCUGCUUAUGCAGUUACUGGUGGCUGGUCGAAGAAAGCUGCCGAGGAGACUCAGCGUUUGGGAUUUGACGUGGAUGUUGUGUUCAAUGGCAAGGACAAGAAGUUCGGCGACAUUGCUCCAUUUUCGGAAUGGAAGCCAAUUGACAAAGAGUCAACGGCAUACUUGUACCUCUGCGACAACGAGACUGUUCACGGUAACGAAUUCAAGUCCACUCCAGACGCCUCGUACUUGCCCGAAGGUGUUGAGUUGGUCGCUGACAUGUCCUCCAACAUCUUGUCUAAGGACAUUGACGUGAGCAAGUACGGUGUGAUCAUGGCUGGUGCCCAAAAGAAUCUCGGUUUGGCCGGCUUGACGAUCUACAUUGUCAAGAAGUCUUUACUUGAACAAGCAUCUGACGACGAAUUGAAGCAGGCUGGUAUUCCCUUGUGCCCCAUUGCUUUCCACUACCCAACUGUCGUCGCAAACAACUCUGCCUACAACACCAUUCCUAUCUUCACAUGUCAGAUCUUGAAGCUUGUCACUGACAAGCUCAUCAAGGAGGGAGGAAUUGAAGUUAUUGAAAAGACGAACAACCACAAGGCAGAGAUUUUGUACGGUGCUUUGGACAAACACGCCGAUUUAUUUAAAUUGCCUGUCACGAAUCAUGCUGUGCGCUCCCAUAUGAACGUCGUCUUCACUUUGCCUACCGAGGAGUUGACUGAAGAGUUCCUCAAGAAGGCCCUGGACAAGAAGUUGACUGGUUUGAAGGGCCACAGAUCUGUGGGCGGUAUCAGAGCCUCGAUUUACAAUGCCGUUUCUACCCAUAGUGUCGAACUUUUGGUUGAUUGCAUCAACGAAUUUGCCGCCUCCCACAAGGCUUAG
Candidozyma duobushaemuli is the source of this 1179-nucleotide messenger RNA. RefSeq names its product O-phospho-L-serine:2-oxoglutarate transaminase (gene SER1). The transcript has a single exon. Gene Ontology annotation, molecular function: O-phospho-L-serine:2-oxoglutarate transaminase activity; pyridoxal phosphate binding. Gene Ontology annotation, cellular component: cytoplasm. NCBI's taxonomy places the organism in Eukaryota, Fungi, Ascomycota, Pichiomycetes, Serinales, Metschnikowiaceae. Bases 1 to 1179 code for a protein of 392 amino acids. The record is from RefSeq and is a predicted model, not a curated record. Gene Ontology annotation, biological process: L-serine biosynthetic process.